CGGGCGCGCGGCGCAACCUCCUGUGCUGGAAUGUGCGGCUCCCGCGAGCUCCGGGCGCCCGAGCCGAGCGAGCGCCGCCGAGGCCCCGGGCCCCAGACCCCGGCGGCGGGGGCGGUGGCCGGGACGGCGGGGCGGGAGCCCGAGGCCUGAGGCCUCUGCAGACCCCCUCUCGGGGCUCGGCGGGCCUCGACGGCCCCGGGCCCAACUUUUCCUCCCUCCCCUCCCCCGAAAGUCCGGCAACAAAGAAAAGGAGUCGGAGCAGGAGCCGCGCCGCCGGGGCUUCGCCCCUCCUCGCCCAAGAAGGCCGAGCAGAGCAAUGGCCACGCAGGUGAUGGGGCAGUCCCCUGGCGGCGGAGGGCUCUUCCCGGGCAGCGGCGCCGUGGGCAUGGCCUUGCCUAACGACAUGUAUGACUUGCCUGAUCUCUCGCGAGCGGAGCUGGCCGCGCCUCAGCUCAUCAUGCUGGCCAACGUGGCCUUGACCGGGGAGGUCAGCGGCGGCUGCUGUGAUUACCUGGUUGGCGAAGAAAGACAGAUGGCGGAAUUGAUGCCGGUCGGGGACAACAGCUUCUCGGAGAGUGACGGAGAAGGACUGGAGGAGUCCCCUGAUGUCAGAGGCGAAGCCAGGGGACUGGAAAGCAUGGAGCUGGAGGGCUUGGAACCCGGGGUCGUCGAACCGGGACCCGAAUGUGCGGGAUCCGCUGCCCCAGAAGCUUACAGCUCCAGGAGCGAGCUUCCUCCAGAGGCACCUGUCACAGAGGACAGAUGCAAGAGCUUGAGGACCAAGCCCUUUCGCUGUAAACCCUGCCAGUACGAGGCGGAGUCUGAGGAGCAGUUUGUGCAUCACAUCCGUGUGCACAGUGCCAAGAAGUUUUUUGUGGAGGAGAGUGCAGAGAAGCAGGCCAGAGCCCGGGAGGCCGGCUCCGCAGCUGCGGAGGAGGGGGACUUUUCCAAGGGUCCCAUCCGCUGUGACCGCUGUGGCUACAACACCAACCGCUACGACCACUACGCGGCCCACCUGAAGCACCACACCAGGGCCGGGGAGAACGAGCGCGUCUACAGGUGCAUCAUCUGCACCUAUACCACGGUGAGCGAGUACCACUGGCGGAAACACCUGAGGAACCAUUUUCCACGGAAGGUGUACACGUGCGGAAAGUGCAACUACUUUUCAGACCGAAAGAACAACUAUGUUCAGCACGUGCGAACUCACACAGGAGAACGUCCGUAUAAAUGUGAACUUUGUCCUUACUCAAGUUCUCAGAAGACUCACCUAACCAGACACAUGCGUACUCACUCAGGUGAGAAGCCAUUUAAGUGCGACCAGUGCAGUUACGUGGCCUCUAAUCAACACGAAGUAACCCGCCACGCGAGACAGGUGCACAACGGGCCUAAACCGCUGAGCUGCCCGCACUGUGACUACAAGACAGCAGACAGAAGUAACUUCAAGAAGCACGUCGAGCUGCAUGUCAAUCCACGGCAGUUCAACUGCCCGGUGUGCGACUACGCAGCUUCCAAGAAGUGUAAUCUGCAGUAUCAUUUCAAGUCGAAGCAUCCCACCUGCCCCAGUAAAACGAUGGAUGUCUCAAAGGUGAAACUGAAGAAAACCAAAAAGCGAGAGGCCGACUUGCCUGAUGACAAAAUCACCAGCGAGAAAACAGAAACGGAGCAGGCAAAAAUAAAGGGGGACGUGGCUGGGAAGAAAAACGAGAAGUCUGUAAGAGUGGAGAGAAAAGAGAAUGUUUCAAAAGAGAAAAAGCCUUGUAGUAACGCCUCCAGCCAGGUGACUACCAGAACUCGCAAAUCAGCCAUGGACGCUAAAGAUGUGGAAGCCCACCCAGGAAAUCGUUCAGAAGCAACUUGCACCACCAAGAAGAGCAAGAGGAAGGUGGGCGCUGAAGCCCGUCCCUUACAAGAGCCUGUUCCGGAUGAGGAACCUGCGCCAAAAAAGAAGAAGAAGGCAGAGAGCAAAUCCAGAAGUGGCCAGGAAACACCAAAGGGUGACAGCAGAGUCGAGAAUAAGAAGCAAAGUAUUUGCAUGAAGAAGAGCACAAAGAAGAAAACUCUGAAACAUAAAUCCUCUAGAAAAAGCAGCAAGGCCGCUCAGAAGGGUACUGUCCAGCAGAAACCUGCUCAGACAGAGCCUCCUCAGGUGGGGCCUGCACUGCCAGACCCGCCUCCCCCUCCUCCCUCUGUGGGGCCUGGCGAGGUCAUUCAGGUGACACCUGCUGAGGUAGAGGUUGCUGGCACGGGGCCUCCCCCUGCGCCCCCUCCUCCUCCUCCUGCGGGGCCUGCGGGGGUCGUUCAGGUGACACCUUCGGAGGUAGAGGUCAUUCAGGUGGCACCUGCAGAGGUAGAGGUUGUUCAGGUGGCACCUGCGGAGGUUGAGGUUGUUCAGGUGGGGCCUGAGGAGAAGGAGCCUCCCCCUCCUCCCGUGGAGCCUGCGAAGGUUGUUGAGGUGGUACCGGCGGAGGUAGAGUUUGUUCAGGUGGCACCUGCGGAGGUGGAGGUCGCUCGGCCUGAUGAGAUGGAGCCUCCUCCUCCUCCCCCUCCCCCCGUGGGGCCUUUGGAGGUUGUUCACGCCUCACCUGCUGAGGUUCAGGUGACAGCUGCAGAGGUUGCUCGCCUGGGGCCUGAUGAGAAGGAGCCGCCGCCUCCUGUGGAGCCGAUCCCCAAAAGGUCUCCUCGAAAAGAGAGUGACCGGGAAAAGCCCGACCCGCGGAGGGCCGUGACCCAGGAGGCACAGGUGCUUGUUGAAGGUGGCCCGGUGCCGGUUCAGGAUGGGGCCUGUGGGCAGGACCUGUCACCACCUCCACCUCUGCCGGGGGAACUCCCGAAAGAAGAGGCGUCCGGAGACCGAAACGUUGUCCCUGCAGGCGGAGGCGGUCAGGAAGCCCGUCUCGGGACUGUGGAGGCAGAGGAGGCCGAGGAGGCCGUGGAGGGUCCAGCUGGUCUUGGCGCCGCCAUCGAGCUGUCUGCUCAGGUUCCAUCCUCCGAACACAAGCCGAGGGAGCCCGAACGUGAGCCUCCGGAGGGCGCACGGGUGGCGAUGGACAGCGACGGGGACAAGGCGGAGAGCGCCCCUGGCAGAGACCCAGCCUCCCGAGGACCCGCGGCUCCCGGGGCGUCCCCUCCGGUCACCACGGCCGCAGGUGGGGCUCCGGACGUGGAGGAAGAUGAAGGCAUCCACAGUCACGACGGAAGCGACCUGAGCGACAACGUGUCCGAGGACAGCGACGACUCAGGGUUGAACGGGGCUCGGCCGGCCCCACAGGAGACCCGCGGGAAGAGCGGCAAGGAUGCAUCGGCGGCGGGCGGGUUCGUGUGCAUCUUCUGUGACCGCGCGUUCCGGAAGGAGAGGGACUACAGCAGGCACCUGCAUCGCCACCUGGUUAACGUCUACUUCCUCGAAAAGGCGGCGCAAGGGCAGGAGUGACGCGGCGCGGGCGGGUUCAGCUUGAGGUCUGGAGGGUCCCCGUGGCGUUGUGUGGUCAUCUCUGGGGCGGCCCGCCCCUGGUCCGUCAUGUUGCUUUAUUGGGUGUUGGUCUGGGUUUGUAAGCGGCGGGGCCGGCAUGUGUAGCUAUGAAGCGGGUCUGAGGGCGUGCACUGCAGCAGCAGGCGGGGAGGUCUGUUGGUUCCUGCACGGAAUUGAACCCUUGGGGCCCAGGUGGCGUCAGAGCGGGCUGCGGCUUUGUCCAGCUCCGACUUGGCGGUGUCUCCCCGCGCCUGUCUUCCUGUCUCACUUGAGUGUAUUCCUAGUUCCUCUUUUGCCCUAGCAAAAUUGGCAUACUUCGGUAGCAAAUUACCUGAAGAAUUUACCUGCUUUAUUUAAAGUUAGCACUUUAAAGAAUUUUUGAGAUGAGAAGAGACAUUUAAAUUGAAGAGAAAUUGUGCCAACAGUGCACGUUGUACUAGUCCAGGUAUUUUACUUCCUGAGUUUUGAUCAAUACAAAUUUCUUUGUGUAUGUUAAUUGUCAUAAAAAAUAUUUGAUUUUGGUGUGUUUUUUUAUUUCGGUGCUUUAAUGGCUUAAGAUGUUGCACUUUUUUUUUUUAAAUCUAUGCAGUUACAAUUUUUUCUAGAAGUAGCAUUUGUGUCAAACAGUAACACUUUAUAUAUAUGUUUGCAUUUUAUUUUUUCCUCAUAGGAGGAUACUUUUAAUCUUGUUUGCAAAAGGCAGCUUUCUUCUUUGGCUGCAGUUGUCUUUUCUGCAGAAUAUUAGUGUGUGCAGAUUUGUGAGCAGAUGAAACAAGUUCAGUUCAUUGAUUUGGCUAGUCAUAUCUAUGCCAGAAUCUGCAUCUAAGUUAUUUUUUUUUAAUGGAUAUAUUGAAUUGACAGCACCCAGUUCGAACUUUACAAUAAAUAAACCACUUAGUUUAUAGUGAAUGGAUUUGUAUCUCAACUACCAAACAUAAGUAAAAUUUUUUGGUCUAUUGUAUACUAUCAUACCUUUGAGGAACUUUUUUUUUUUUUUUUUGUAGAUGGUAUUUAUAGAUCUACUCUUCUGAAUAAAGAACUUUAGUUUUAUUUGGAAACUGCAAAUCUGGAAUCAGGAGGCAGAAGUGCUCCUUCACAUUAUACAGAAUAUCAGUGUGUGAGAUUCCAAAGCCAUAGCAAUGACACAGAAAACUUAGGAAGAGAAGGUAGCAUGGAUGCUGGUAGACCUGCUGCUGCUUCCUGUGAAUUCGGUGAAAAAGGCUGGUGAAAGUUCAGUUCAGUUCAUAUUUUUAAAAAUCACACUUUCUCAGGGAUCUCCACCAACUAAUGCGUGUCCUGGCUGUUCCUGUGACAGCCUUUUUCUUCAGACAAGGCCUCAGUUGAGUUGCAGCUGCUUUGGUGUUCCUAUGGGGCACUGUGUUUAGAAGAGUAUGUACCCCAGAUUUGUUGGUAGAUUCUUUGGCCAGUUGCCGAAGAAUAUGAAAGAAUCCAAGAUUUUUUUACUGUUGAUUGUUGAUAACAGUUACUGAUUGUAGUCUAAUUAUGUGUGAUCCCAGUAGGGAACCUCGAACAGUUCCUAUCCCCUCAAGUUCUGUUCUGAAAUAACCACUUUAUGUUUCAUUCAUUUCUUUUUGUCUGAUGAUGUCUGAGGCAGGUUUUAGAGUUUGGCAGUGCAACACGAAAGAUCAGGAAAAUAUUGAAUUGUGGGUGAAAAACUUGUUAAAAAUCUGAGAAGUUGAUGUUAAAACACAUUUGAGCUUGGAAUUGACUGGAAGGCCAAAGAUUUCAAGAAGCAGAAGAUUGUCUCAAUACGUGAGGAGUAAAUUGUGUGUUACUGGUGUGUGUUUUGUGUGAGUGAUGGGGAUUUAUAAAUGGUGUGAAUUCUUAGCUCCGACAAUCAGUGUCAACAAACACAUCAAGCUGCAAAUAUUUAUGUUUUAAAUCUUAAAUUAUAAGGCUAGUUAAAUCUUUCUAACAGCUAGUUUUAAUGUUUAUAGGUACAUUUUAUGUAAGUUUCCUAUUACAGUGUAUAUGAAAAGAUUCUUGUUCUGUACGAACUACAGAUUGGGAAUCAGUUUGGGGAAGGGGUUUUGUGGAUUCUUUGAUACUUCGAAAGAAAAAAAUUUGACUUCUGGGGAAUUUGGAUUAAUUUUCUUACCUAGAUUUUAAGAGUAGAAUGCCAAAAGUAUGAAGGAAAUUAAAACCCCUUAUUAUUAAAGUGAUCUGUGAAACCAUUGUUGCUGGAAAUUGAGUAGAUUUUGAGGCCUUUCUUCCAGAAAACAAGGACUCAAUUGUCAGAACCUAUAUUAGGUUCCUAACUUUAAUGCCAUGUAUUUGUACUUACUAAAAUUGUUACAUUGAAAAGUAUAUUAGAAAUAUGAACUUCUAGUCUAGUUGGAAGUUCUUCCAUUUUAAAAAUGUGAUAUAUGCAUGGGACUGUUUGAAUCUUUUUGUUUUCUCAGUUUCCCCUCCACUGGAUAGGAUUGAAGCUAGAAUUUUCCCUUUCGAUAAGUAAAAAGUGAACAUGUUAUUUGUGAAUUGAUGUUUAGUGUUAGAGUUGGAAGUAUUUAGAAUAUAUUUUAAGCCUAUUCCUCGGUAGCCUUAUAAAAAGAUAUCUCUUAAGUAUCUUUUGCACCUAUAUUCACAUUGGUUUUCAAGAUAUUUUAAGUUAUAUUUUUUUCCUCUUUUCAGAGUUGCUUCUCUGGGAUUGCUUUUUUUUUUUUUCAAUUGAGGUAUAAUUCACAAAGGGCUGCAUUUUUUUUGUUGUCAUUGUUAAGAUUUCUUAUAACUAUGGCAAGAUGUUUUACUCUAGUCUUCCAAGAAGGGCCAUUUUUAGUUUUUAGUCACUUCUAAAGUCACAUGGUCUUUAACUUAGGGGACUAUUUUGCAUUUGAUUGCUGAUUCCGAUUUAAGCUUAAGUCAUCAUGUACAUGUCACUCAUGAAUGUUGAUCAUGGAAGGACUGCCUUUCCUGCGGUUUCGGUUCUGGACUGAAAAGAUGGGGGAGAAACUUCAUUUUCUGUUCUGCGCUAAUCAGAAAAACAGCUCCUCCUCAGUGUCCUUGCUGACUGGAUUGAUGGCGUUAAUUCCAAUUUAAGAAAGUAUCUGAAUCUUGGUUUGAGUAGAUUUGGGAUCUACAUGCACUAUGGACUAGAUCGGAUAGCUUCUACUUUUUCACACGUAUACAUCGGCUCUCCCCACUUUCCUCAAUAUCCAUUAGUUCUUGAACUUGGUAAACUGGCAUUGAAACAGUACAACAAUGUUUUGUUGCACCAAUUUUAUGAACUUUUACAGUGCAAUACGUAUUAUUUUUCAGAGACAAACCAAAGGUUAAUUUCUUAAGGUUCUUGCUGUUUGUUUUCACAGCAUUUGAUGGAAGAUCUUUUAUAUGCAUUUGUAUUAGGUGAAAAAUAAACAAGAUUGCAAAUCUUUUUUUUUCUUUUUAAAAGCAAACCAUGUACCAAGUUUUUGGUCCAAAUUAUGUAGGAUAAGUUAAAUUUAAAUUGCAUUCUAUUAACCAAUAUGAGUGUAUUUCUGUAAGUAUAGUUAUGUUGAAAUAAAGUUUUCAAAAAGCA
Molecule: messenger RNA, 7004 nt
Organism: Sus scrofa (pig)
Lineage: Eukaryota; Metazoa; Chordata; Mammalia; Artiodactyla; Suidae
Source: RefSeq, a predicted model, not a curated record